Molecule: messenger RNA, 1047 nt
Organism: Camellia sinensis
Lineage: Eukaryota; Viridiplantae; Streptophyta; Magnoliopsida; Ericales; Theaceae
Source: RefSeq, a predicted model, not a curated record
AUGGCUUCUAGUAGUAGUGUCCAAUUUCUUGGACAGAAUACUACUACAGAGGAGUGUUUCACCAAUUCAAGUUACUGUUGUCCAGACGAUCUAAACCAAUUUGCUAUGAGCCUUCGACGAGGACCUUCAUGGCCUUUCAAUACAAGAAAGAAGCUCUACCUUGCUUUUGUCAAUGGCACGAUGAAUACAGCGGAUGAAAAAGUUGCAAAGGGCCACAUAUCUUUAAAUCCAGAGCAUUGCAGAUCUCUGGAUGUUUCAUUGGGAGAUACCAUCCUUUUGAAAGUGUUUGUUCCACCAUUGAAUGGGUUUGAUGUGGAUGUAUUGAGAAUCAUGGUAGAAUUACUUCCUAGAAGUUCAAGUUCAACUCAAAUGAUAAUGGCUUCAACCCUGGGGAGAGAAUUUAUAAGGACAUUCCACCAUCAGAGGACGGUAUUUGCAUAUAAAGGAAGGUUGUAUGUCUGCAGUGUUGUGGAAGUUUCUUUCCGUGAGAGCGAAUCCCAGACCACCUCAAAGCAAGGGAUGAUCCGUAAGCGCACAAAAGCCAUAGUUGAAGUUCCACAAUCACUGGGCACCCUAAUCCGUGGAGCUGAAACAUGUAAAAACAUAUUUAGGGAAGGCUUCAAUAUGGAAUCACUGGAAGAAGUACUGAUAUCACUUGGUAUUGGAGGCAUGACAUCCCAAUUUGCUAGAAUACUGCAGUUUGCAUUCGGCUCGUGGAUGGUUCCUCCUUUUGUAGCAAAGAGGCUGAAUUUGAAGCAUGUAAGAGGAAUACUUCUAUAUGGGCCACCAAGUUCUGGAAAAACCUUGAUAGCACGAAGCAUUUGCAAAUUUCUAAAUGCAAAAGAGCCCCUGAUUAUAAAUGGACCGGAUGUGUUACAUGCAUUCCAAGGUGUAUCGGAGAGGAAAAUAAGGUCACUCUUUAAAGCAGCCAUUGAGGAUGAAAUUUUUUUUGCUAAAAGUGACCUACACAUCAUCAUAUUUGAUGAACUUGAUUUCAUUACUAAGGUGAGCACAGAUGCAACAUUUGCUCCUUCUAAAUGUCGUUAG